UACUCUCCAGCUCCACAUCAUGAAGUCGAUGCUUGUACUAGUGGUCUUAGCCAUCGUGGCUACCCUUUGCCAGGCUGGUGGAUACGGCUACGGAGGUGGAUACGGCUACGGAGGGGGACACGGAGGUGGAUACGGCUACGGAGGGGGGCACGGAGGCUAUGGUGUUGGUGGAGUGUCUAACAACAACUUCCACCUCGCUGGUCCCAGAGGAUAUGGAUAUGGACACGGUGGCGGACAUGGCGGCUAUGGCUACGGAGGAUACGGUGGUGGUUAUGGCGGCUUUGGUGGUGGCUUCGGCGGCCAUGGUGGCGGAUACGGAUACGGCAAGUAAACGACCGGACACAACUAGCUACAUUCACUAGCGGAAAGAUAUAUUUUGACGAUUAUGUAAUUUAAGAAUCCCAACGACGUUCCUAAAGUGUACAAAGUACUAACCAUUGAUCUUCCAC
Procambarus clarkii (red swamp crayfish) is the source of this 449-nucleotide messenger RNA. The record is from RefSeq and is a predicted model, not a curated record. NCBI's taxonomy places the organism in Eukaryota, Metazoa, Arthropoda, Malacostraca, Decapoda, Cambaridae.